AUGUCAGGUAGUGACCAUGAACAUGGAUCGCAUCACAAUCAUCGGGACGAUGGAGAAGAGAAGAGGCACUUGAUUGUUCUUAAGGUUGGCACCUCGACACUGAUGAAGCCCUGCCACACUGUGAAUAUGGCCAACAUGGGAGGCUUAGUGGACCUUGUGGCUAGCAUUAUGCGGUUGCCAGGAUAUCAAGUUAUCAUAGUCACAUCCGCUGCUGUCGGCUUCGGCUGCCUCAAGCUGAACUUAGCGACCCGUCCCAGGUCUGAUCAACUCUCGUUGAAGCAGGCAGUGGCAGCUGCCGGUCAGUCCCUGUUGAUAAGGCUCUAUGAGGACCUCUUCAAUGCUUACAACCUCAAGGUCGCACAGAUCCUGCUAUCCCGGUCCGACUUCUCGGCGAAGGACCGUUUUAGGAACUUCCGAAAUGCAGCGAAUGAGCUCCUCAACAUGGGCGUUAUUCCUAUCAUAAACGAGAACGAUUGUAUAUGCGUGGAUGAGCUCCGAUUUGGCGACAACGACACACUAUCUGCAUUAGUUGCAGUGAGUUGUAAUGCGGAUAAGCUGUUCCUCCUCACUGACGUCGAUUGCCUGUACGAUAAGAAUCCACACGAGUUCCCCGAUGCCAAACCCAUAAGGGAGCUGACUAGUGUUGAUCUCGCUAAGUUGGAUGUUGAAGUUGCGGGAGACAGUCAAUGGGGCACCGGUGGUAUGGCUACCAAGUUAGUGGCGGCUAGGACUGCUGUUGCUGCUGGAAUCGAGUGUAUUCUCACGCAUGGUGCCAAGCCCAAUAAGGUA
Messenger RNA from Perkinsus marinus ATCC 50983, 789 nucleotides. RefSeq names its product glutamate 5-kinase, putative. The transcript is spliced from 2 exons. The record is from RefSeq and is a predicted model, not a curated record. NCBI's taxonomy places the organism in Eukaryota, Perkinsozoa, Perkinsida, Perkinsidae. The annotation marks the transcript as partial. Gene Ontology annotation, cellular component: cytosol; cytoplasm. Gene Ontology annotation, molecular function: glutamate 5-kinase activity; ATP binding.